This is a messenger RNA of Phoenix dactylifera (date palm), 3733 nucleotides long. Its product is annotated as Pentatricopeptide repeat (PPR) superfamily protein. The record is from RefSeq and is a predicted model, not a curated record. Gene Ontology annotation, molecular function: RNA binding; protein binding. NCBI's taxonomy places the organism in Eukaryota, Viridiplantae, Streptophyta, Magnoliopsida, Arecales, Arecaceae. Gene Ontology annotation, biological process: RNA modification.
UAUAUAAUUAAAAAAAUAUUUUUAUAUGUACAUAAGAGUAGUGUGAUUGUCGCAAUGACAACUCCACUCCUCGGCGCCUGACACGUUGUCGUCUUCUUUAUUUUUUAUUGUUUAGAAAAGGAGUUGUUAAUCGCCGUCAUUCGCGGAAGGCGAUGUUUGCUGUUUCAGUCUCACAUGCGCCGCUCUUUCCUCCGCUAUCUGAGCUCUCUGCAGCCCGCCAACGCCCGUUUCGAAGGCCUCCGUGCCCACUCCCACCACCAACUGCUCGACGAAAUUCCUAGCAGAAGAAUCCAUGCCGGGGCCAUCCUCUCCCACCAGCUCGAAACCAUCCGGGAUCGGCUCCGGUCCCACGUUGGCCUCGACCCCACCACGGUCGCCAUGGCCCUCAGGCAAUGCCGCGGCAAACCCGGUCUCCAGAUCCACGGUCUCGUGGUCUCCUCCGGCCUCGACUCCUUCCUCCCGGUAUCCAACUCCCUCAUGAACAUGUACGCCAAGUCGGGAUCCUUGGACCUGGCUUGGAAGCUCUUCCAGCACAUCCCCAGCCCGGACGUCGUUUCCUGGAACACCAUCCUCUCCGGGUUCACCUCCGGCAUCGAAGCACUGGAGUUCGUCGCGGAGAUGCGUCGAGCCGGAGUCCCUCUGGAUGCCGUGACCUUCACUAUGGCUCUUUCCUUCUCUGCCGACCUUCAGGAUCUGGAAUCCGGACAGCAGCUGCAUGCCCUCGUGUUCAAGUCCGGGUUCGGUUCUGAUACCUUCGUGGGGAAUGCACUCAUCACGGCUUAUGCGAGGUGUCAUUGCAUCACGGAUGCUGGCAGAGUGUUUGAUGAAAUGAUGGUCCGAGAUCUGGUUUCGUGGAACUCGUUGCUCUGUGGGCUUACCCAGGAAGAGAACUGUGGGUUGGAUGCGAUUCAGGUGUUUGUUGAGAUGGUGAGGGGAGCCGGCGUGAGACCCGACCGCAUCUCAGUUGCCAGCGUAAUCUCGGCCUGUAGUCACGAGGGAAGCUUGCAGUUUGGCGAGCAGGUCCAUAGCCUCGCAACAAAGGCAGGACUCGAGAAACAUGUCUCGGUCGCUAACGUCCUCAUGUCGAUGUACUACAAAAACGGGGCUGCUGAUUGUGCCAAGAGGGUUUUUGAGGAGACGAAGGAAAGGGACGUCAUCACAUGGACGACCAUGAUUUCUAUCGAUGCAGAUAAUGCCGUUUCUCUCUUUAAUGACAUGAGAUCGUACGGGACUCAACCGAACGAUGUCACAUUUGUUGCGUUGAUCUAUGCUCUAUCCGGCGAACAUGCAAAGAGAGACGCUCAGAUGAUUCAUGGGCUCUGCUUCGUGACGGGCAUCGCAGCAGAGGUGCAUGUUUCAAAUGGUCUCAUAACCAUGUACGCAAGAUUGGAGUCCAUGGAGGACUCGAGGGAGUUGUUUGACGGCAUGAGUCGCAGGGAGAUCGUCACCUGGAAUGCUCUGAUCUCGGGCUAUGCCCAGAACGGGCUAUGCGAAGAAGCCCUGGAGAUAUUCUCAUCGCUGCUCUUCCACUGCAAGCCAAAUCAGUAUACGUUCGGAAGCAUUCUGAGCGCAAUCACUGCUGUCGAAACAUUUUCGCUGAUUUACGGUCAGAGGUGCCACUGCCGCGUCAUGAAGCUGGGUCUCAACACCGGCGAGUACGUCUCCGGUGCCCUUAUCCAUUUGUAUGCAAAGCAUGGGAGCAUCGAAGAGUCUCAGAGGGCAUUCGACGAGACAGCUCGGAAGAGCCUGGUCGGUUGGACGGCAAUAAUUUCAGCCCAUGCGAAACAUGGGAACUACGGCCUUGUGAUGGACCUGUUUGAAGGCAUGGUGGCUUCAGGGGUUCAUCCUGAUCAUGUCACAUUCCUUGCAGUUCUGACGGCUUGCGGCAGCAAAGGGAUGGUCGACGUCGGUCGCAAGAUUUUUGGCUCGAUGGUGCGUGAGUACAAGAUCGAACCAUGGCCGGAGCAUUAUGCUUGCAUGGUGGACAUGUUGGGGCGGGCAGGGAUGCUGGUUGAGGCGGAGGAGCUCGUAACACGAAUACCAACAGGGCCAGGGCUCUCGGCAUUGCAGAGCUUGUUGGGGGCUUGUAGACUGCAUGGGAAUGCGGAGAUGGGGAAGAGGGUGGCGGAGGCUCUCAUGGAGAUGGACCCGAUGGAAUCGGGGGCCUAUGUGCUCAUCUCCAACCUGUACGCUGAGAAGGGGGAAUGGGAGAGCGUGUCGAAGAUCAGGAAGGGAAUGAGGGAGAGGGGGGUCAAGAAGGAGGUGGGCUUCAGUUGGGUGGAUGUUGGCAUCAGGGAUUCCAUUUAUAUGCACAAGUUUUCAUCAUACGACAAGACGCAUCCAUUGGCGGAAGAGAUUCAUAGAGUGGCUCAGAAUUUGGGUUUAGAAAUGAGAAUAUGGAAAGAUGGCGCAGAAAUGGAGUAAGCACUCCGUGGAUGGAGUCACGAUUCUGAAAUGUUCUUGUUUGUCAUGUAUGUUCCCAUACACAAUUCAUACACUGCUCCUCUCUUACCUCAAACCGAUAUGAGAGAUCAUUAAUCUUGUUGCACUUUUCAGCGUAGACUUACAUAGGGUUCUACUGUUUUACCAUCCCUUCUCCUGCAGUACAAGCACGGAUGUGAACCGGCACCAAAUUCUAGCGGCUAUCGUUCAAUUUUUACCCGGAGAAAGCUCCAAUACCCUGCAUUCUCUUCCUCGGGUAGAUCAUAGAUGGACUCCGCACAACUUAAUCUAUUUCUUUGGGGGAGAAAAAAAAAUAGCAAGCCACAAACCUGAAAAUUAAUUUUACGAAAAAACAAUCAUAAAACCUAGUUUUAAACAGCCACCUGUUAUAAGCAGAUAAGAUCUUCCCAUUUGAACAGGUGCUGCAGAGGUGAGAAAGCUCACCACCUGAUCAUAAUUUACCACUAAUAUUUCAGCUAAUCUGUAUAUUCAUGGGAUAAAGUAAAUCACCUUUCUAACAGUCUCUAUCAUAGAAGAAAGGAUAUUACUUGAGAUAUUGCCAUGUCGAAUCAGGAAACAGGGCCUUGGUUGUUUUUCUCUUAUGCAAGAAACUUCAUAGUUGGGUGGGCAUGGUCAGAAUAAACCUCGCUUGCUUGGCUUCAGCAAAAUCUAAAAUUUAGUUCCGGAAAAGUAAGCAUCUUAAGGGGCAUUUUCAGCAAAUUCUGCGUCCAAGAUGCAAGCAAACAUAGCUGGCUUCCCUUAAAUCCUUCUAAAAGCCCUAGCUUCUUGCAACUCUUGUCCGAACUCGCUCUGCACCCGCCACUGCAGGCGUUCUUGCCCAUACUAGGUGGUGUCUCAACAUGCUUGGCCUGCAAACUAUCACCCUCGUUGCCGAACCUGUAUAUUUUGUUGAGUACAGCUUAAUAGAGAAAAAGAUCCUGUAGCAGACUAAAAACCACCUCCCAAACUCUAAGAACAACCUUGAGCGGUUAAAGAAAACCAACUCAGAUUACAUGGGAAAAGCCGGGCAAGUAUUCCGUCAUGCUGAGAACGGUUUAAUACAAAUGGAACAAAAUGACAUCAGAAACAUACUUAUUUUUAUGUACCAAGUAGGUUGGAAGAGUUUAAAUUUGAUCAACCAAAGGCUGAAAGGGAUAGGCACCGCCUGAUAUCGACAUUAAUACGACCAGUAUCAAAUUCCUAGCAGCAAUGAAAUUGCAGGUUUUUUGAAGAUGGUAUAGACCAAACAUGGGUCGUGCAAUGCAAAAGGCAAACUACUUCACCCAAAUUU